Ruditapes philippinarum (Manila clam) is the source of this 1498-nucleotide messenger RNA. RefSeq names its product cylicin-1-like. The record is from RefSeq and is a predicted model, not a curated record. The coding region runs from base 120 to 1244 and encodes 374 amino acids. NCBI's taxonomy places the organism in Eukaryota, Metazoa, Mollusca, Bivalvia, Venerida, Veneridae. The transcript has 7 exons.
AAAUGGGACGGGUUUAAGCUAUCCUUGACGCAUGCGCAAUACGUUAUUUGGCGCGAAAUGUACACAAAUCAUUUUUUGCAAGUUAAUAAGUUCGAAAAGCCUCUGAACCUUUAAAAAUCAUGAGUAAAUCAGAUAUAAGGAAUUUCUUCAGCUUAGGUGCAGCCAAGAAGACUGAAAAUAGGUCAACAGCAGAAAAAAGUAAGGACUCUGACACUGGUUUGACGAAAAUCAAGAAUGGCAAAGAACAUCAUAAAAAUGACCUUCCCAUCUCAAAUAAAGUUAAUACAAAAGACAGUGAUAUAAAUGGGAAUAAAAAGAAUGAAAAUGAUUCUAAGAAGAAAAAAGAAAGCAAAAGUAGGGAUAAAAGUCGUGAUAAAAGUGACAGUAAAAACAAAUCGAGAAAAUCUGAAAAGAAAGUGGACAUAGAUAUUAGUGAAGAUGUCAUUGAAAUAGAUGAUGAUUCUCUUCCUGAAGCACCUGUGAAGGAUAAAAAGAAAGAUAAAGCAAAGAAAAAAGGUCUGGAAAAAGAUGUGGAAGAAGUUCCUGUUGAGAAGAAAAAAGGAAAGAAAAGAAAGAAAGAGGUAUCAAGUGAUGACGACUUUGAUGUAAAGAUUGAAGAUGACGAUGAUGAUGACAUGGUUGUUAGAAAAUCAAAAACCAUGAAGAAGAAAGGAAAGAAAAUACAGAAACUUCUUGACUCAGAUUCAGAUGAGGACCCUUUUCCAAAAGACAAAAAGCAAAAAAAAUCCAAGAAGAAGCAGACGGUGGUUCAUAUAGGAGGAGCUGAAGAAUGCAUUGAAGAGGAAGUUAAACCAAAGAAAACCUUCCUGGAUAAUUUUUUAACAAGUCCAAGCCCAAGUAAAACAGCUAAACGCAAGACUGAAGCAGAAAAACAAGAGGUGAAAGGUCAGGAGGUGAAAGUUACGGAUUUCUUUGGGAAGUCAUCAAUACAUCGAGUGGAGAGAAAGAUUAUACAUGUUGAGAGAAAACAAGAAAAGAAGGAAGAGAAAAAGGAGAGUAUAAGGAUGGAGGUAGAUGACAUAGAAAUGCACAGUGAUGAUGAGUUUGAACGAACUUUAGAACUUUUAGAUGAAGAGGCAAUUACCUGUUCUAAGAAGACAGAAGACAUUAAAGCAGAGAAGAGUGAACCUGUGAAAGAAGAGAAAGGUAUGUAUUUAUCAAGGUUUUUUUUUAUUUCAGAGCACUUGCAAUGCAGUUAUAUUAAUUUGUUGAAAAAGCAAUGAUUUCGCUUUUAAAGAAAUAUAAUUAUAGACAUAAUUCUUUCAUAGUAUUUUGGAAAUAUUCGGGGUUGUUUUCUUUCUUUUUUUUUUUCAAAAUUCAAAUAAUGAUUUUUGCAGCAGAUAAAUACUGUAUACAUUUUACAGGAUUUUUUUUAUCAUUUUUUGUCCCCACCAGUAUUAUUAUAGUCAAGUUCAUGUAUGUAAAGGUGUCGGACUGAAAAUACCUACCAACUGGAUCUAUAAAGUGCGGGUCUAAA